AAAAACGCGUGACGUUGACGAGUACAUCCGGGUGAGAGUGUACGUCAUAUUAGCUGUUAGCAAUUUAACAAUAUGUGUUUCCUCUUAUUUCUAAGAAAGAUUCUUGUUUCCGUGUUUGCCCUCUUUAAUUAGCCUGUCGUCGGACAUGAUUUUUCUGCAGCUGAGGUCAGUGCUGCUGCACAGGUUAACCUCCCACACGCAGAGGAGUACCAGAAGAGCAUGUCUACUCACAGGUCAGAUACCUUAUGGUGUGAAGCCUCGUUCACUCAAUCACACACCCAUUCAGCAGAGCUUCCACAGAACCCUUUUACCUAAAGUCACCGCCCUGGUCAGGUACUCGGACUUGUCCACACAGAAGUACACAAUGAUAUACACCCUCCCACACAUUAAGCUCCUCAGAGCCGUGUCCAGGCUCAAACUGCUCCAAACUGCAAUCACCAUGGUCAUCUUGCCUCCAGUCUACUUCUUCUACCUCCAGGGAGACGUCUCCUUCUUACUUGUCAGCUACACAACGGGGGUAGCACUGUUCGCUGGUGCCAUGCUGUACAUUGCCAGUCACUUCUUCAGGAGGGUAGUGGGGAUGAUGUACCUGGACCCGUCUGAGACCACGCUCAAAGUGUCCCACCUCACCUUCUGGGGCAGGCGCCAGGAUAUCUACCUGCCUGUGUCAGAUGUUAUGACCAUUGGAGACACAGGGGACUCCGUAAAAGAGAGGAUACUGCAACUAAAGAGACACAGCAGUCCUCAGACGUUGUAUUUCUCCACUCAUUUUGGACGUGUGGUGGACCGACAGAGUUUUGAGAAGGUGUUUGGAUCUUUAAAAUGAUAGUGUGUUUAAAAUUAUGAUGUUGCACAUAUAACUUUUUAUAAUGAGAAGGUGUACGUUCUAAGUUAAAGUAUGAUUAUACAGUGGACUAUCUGUGAGAUAUGUUUGAUUAGAAUUUGUCCAACAUUAAAAGCAAGCUAAUUAAUUAUUUUGCUUGAAAAAUAGGGAUCAGAGUGUAACAACAUGCCAAAUGGCCAGUGAUAGCAGUAAUAUGUUAAGAUUGCUCUAAUUACUUCUGUCUGAUAAUCAAUGUGUUGAUGUGUAAAGCAGAUAAAAAAGGUAAAAUAAAAGCAAAGUCUUCUUGUACAAGUGAAA
This is a messenger RNA of Centropristis striata (black sea bass), 1141 nucleotides long. It is a transcript of the gene tmem186, whose product is annotated as transmembrane protein 186. The transcript is spliced from 2 exons. The record is from RefSeq and is a predicted model, not a curated record. Gene Ontology annotation, cellular component: mitochondrion. NCBI's taxonomy places the organism in Eukaryota, Metazoa, Chordata, Actinopteri, Perciformes, Serranidae. Bases 146 to 826 code for a protein of 226 amino acids.